AUGGCGCUGGAGACGCUGUCCCCGGACUGGGAGUUCGACCGCCUGGACGACGGCUCGCAGAAAAUUCAUGCUGAAGUGCAGUUGAAGAGUUAUGGAAAAUUUCUUGAGGAAUAUACAUCUCAGCUGAAGAGAAUUGAAGAUGCAUUGGAUGACUCUGUUGGAGAUGUUUGGGACUUCAGUCUUGAUCCCAUUGCUUUGAAGCUCUUGCCAUAUGAACAGUCCUCCCUACUGGAGCUUAUAAAGACAGAAAACAAGGUUCUAAACAAAGUUAUAACUGUGUAUGCUGCUCUUUGCUGUGAAAUCAAGAAGUUAAAAUAUGAGGCAGAAACUAAAUUUUAUAACGGCCUCUUGUUUUAUGGAGAAGGAGCCACAGACUCCAGCAUGGUGGAGGGAGAUUGCCAAAUACAGAUGGGAAGAUUUGUUUCUUUCUUGCAGGAGCUCUCAUGCUUUGUUACCCGAUGUUAUGAAGUGGUGGUGAAUGUUGUGCAUCAACUGGCUGUGCUGUACACCAGCAACAAGAAUGCACCUAAAAUUAUAGAGACAUCUGGAGUUCAUUUUCAGGCAAUGUAUGAGCAUCUAGGAGAGUUGCUGGCAAUCUUGAUCACUCUGGAUGAAAUAAUUGACAAUCAUGCCACACUGAAAGAUCACUGGACCAUGUACAAGAGGCUGCUAAAAUCUGUCCAUCACAACCCUUCCAAGUUUGGGAUUCAAGAAGAUAAACUAAAGCCAUUUGAAAAACUGCUGUUAAAACUGGAAUGCCAGUUACUUGAUGGAAUGAUAUUUCAGGCCUGUAUAGAGCAACAAUUUGAUUCUUUAAAUGGUGGAGUGUCUGUGUCAAAGAACAGCACAUUUGCUGAAGAAUUUGCUCAUACUCUUCGUACAGCUUUUGCAAAUGUCGAAGCCAAACUUGGUGAACCUUCAGAAAUUGACCAGAGAGAUAAAUAUGUGGGCAUCUGUGGCCUCUUCGUACUGCAUUUUCAGAUUUUUCGGACUGUAGACAAGAAAUUUUAUAAGUCAUUGUUGGAUGUCUGUAAAAAGGUUCCAGCCAUUACAUUAACAGCUAACAUUAUCUGGUUUGCUGACAACUUUCUGAUUCAGAAGAUUCCAGCUGCUGCCAAACUACUGGACAAGAAAAGUAUUCAUACAGUUAAAACACAAAGGGAGAACUUUCUACAGCAGAGGGCACAGUCACUUACCAAAGAUAUGCAAUCAUAUUAUGUUUUUGUGAGCUCGUGGAUGACAAAAAUGGAAUCUAUCUUGUCCAAGGAGCAGCGCACAGCAAAGUUUUCUGAAGAUCUUUCUAACCGCUGCAAUGUCUUCAUCCAGGGUUUUCUUUAUGCAUACAGUCUUAGCACCACCAUUAAAACUACAAUGAAUCUUUACAUGACAAUGCAAAAACCUAUGACCAAAACCUCAGUAAAAGCCUUGUGCAGACUUGUGGAACUUUUGAAGGCAAUAGAACAUAUGUUUUACCGAAGAAGCAUGGUUGUGGCAGACUCUGUGACACACAUCACUCAGCAUCUGCAGUAUCAGGCUCUUCACUCUAUCUCUGUGGCCAAGAAAAGGGUCAUUUCUGAUAAAAAGUACAGUGAGCAGCGCCUGGAUGUCCUCUCUGCUUUGGUGUUGGCUGAGAACACCCUCAAUGGGCCAAGUACAAAACAGAGAAGACUGAUUGUUUCCCUUGCACUGAGUGUGGGAACACAGAUGAAGACAUUUAAAGAUGAAGAACUUAUUCCCCUUCAGUUAGUUCUGAAAAAACUGGACUUGAUCAGUGAACUUACAGAGAGAAUUCGAGCACAAUGUGACUGCUGUUUCUUAUAUUGGCAUCGAGCUGUCUUUCCAAUCUAUUUAGAUGACGUCUAUGAAAAUGCAGUGGAUUCUGCUAGACUACAUUAUAUGUUUAGUGCACUCCGGGACUGUGUGCCUGCUAUGAUGCAUGCAAGACACUUGGAAUCUUAUGAAGUGCUUCUGGAAUGCUAUGACAAGGAAAUCAUGGAAGUGCUCAAUGAGCACUUGCUGGACAAAUUGUGUAAAGAGAUCGAAAAGGACCUGCGCUUAUCAGUUCACACACACCUGAAGCUGGAUGACAGAAACCCCUUCAGAGUUGGCAUGAAGGACCUGGCUCACUUCUUCUUUCUGAACCCAAUACGUUUUUUCAAUAGGUUCAUUGACAUAAAAGCUUAUGUAACUCAUUAUUUGGACAAGACCUUCUACAAUUUAACGACUGUAGCUCUUCAUGAUUGGGCCACCUACAGUGAGAUGAGAAACCUGGCAACCCAGCGCUAUGGCUUAAGUAUGACUGAGGCUCACCUUCCCAGCCAGACUCUGGAGCAGGGUCUGGAUGUUUUGGAAAUCAUGAGAAAUAUUCAUGUUUUUGUAUCCCGCUACCUCUACAAUCUGAAUAAUCAGAUCUUCAUUGAAAGAACAAGUAAUAACAAACACUUGAACACCAUCAAUAUCCGACACAUCGCUAAUUCAAUUCGAACUCAUGGAACAGGAAUCAUGAACACAACAGUAAAUUUCACUUACCAGUUCUUGAGGAAAAAGUUUUACAUUUUUAGCCAGUUUAUGUAUGAUGAACAUAUCAAAUCCAGACUUAUCAAAGACAUCAGAUUCUUCAGGGAAGUCAAGGAUCAAAAUGAUCACAAGUAUCCCUUUGAAAGAGCAGAUAAAUUCAACCGUGGCAUCAGAAAACUUGGAAUAACCCCGGAUGGCCAGAGCUACCUUGACCAGUUCAGACAACUCAUAAGUCAAAUUGGCAAUGCUAUGGGUUAUGUACGAAUGAUAAGAUCUGGUGGACUUCACUGCUGCAGUAGUGCUAUUAGGUUUGUUCCUGAUUUGGAAGAUAUUGUUAACUUUGAAGAGCUGGUGAAAGAAGAAGGACUCUCGGAAGAAACACAAAAAGCAGCAAGGCAGCUGGACUCUGUGCUCAGUGACCUGACCAGGAACUUUGCAGAAGGAACAGAGUACUUCAAAAUGCUGGUGGAUGUGUUUGCUCCCGAAUUCCGCAGCUCCAAGAACAUGCAUUUGCGGAACUUCUACAUCAUUGUACCCCCCCUGACACUCAAUUUUGUAGAGCAUUCAAUCAGUUGCAAGGAGAAAUUGAAUAAGAAGAACAAAAGUGGAGCAGCUUUCACUGAUGAUGGGUUUGCCAUGGGUGUGGCUUACAUUCUGAAGCUUUUGGAUCAGUACCAGGAGUUUGAUUCUCUGCACUGGUUCCAGUCUGUUAGAGAGAAGUAUGUGAAGGAAAUAAGAGCAGUAGCUAAGCAACAGAACGUGCAGUCCACUAAUCAAGAUGAAAAACUACUACAGACUAUGAACCUUACCCACAAGCGACUGGAAGUUUGUUUACAGGAAUUUGAACUGCUUUAUUUCUCACUAAGUAGUGCAAGAAUUUUUUUCAGAGCAGAUAAAACUGCAGCAGAAGAAAGCCAGGAAAAGAAAGAAAAAGAAGAAUCUGGUAAAACAAGCAAUGGAGAUCUUUCCAACUCUACGCCUGCAGAGCCUGUUGUGAAAUGACAUGGCUGGGUUUUGGUUUGUUUUUUUUUUUAAUUUGUGUACACUUUUUUUGACCAAACUGUGCCCGCACUGAAGGCUCGGUAGCAUUGCCGAGAUGAGCAUUCUUGCUGCUGCCUCCAUCCUGCUGCAGUUGCUGUGCACAUCCUUCCACAUUCCCAUCCCUGCUGAAGUCACGUAAGUUCGUGGAGUGGAGUGGCCAAGUGCUGCACUUCCUUCUUCCGCAGCAACGGCAGAAUCACCCAUAGAUGGUGUUCCUUUCCCCAGGAUGGCCUUGCUAGGGAGCUGUGUACAGUCAAGACGCAGCCCACACUCUAGUCUAGUCUGCAUUUGUAUUUCCCCAUCUCCAUUUUUUUUUGCUUUUGGAAAGACAUUAUCUUGCUAAGGUAAGAUUUUGCAGUUGAACAUAACGUGAACUGAGCACUGUCUUCAUGUACAGUGGUUAAUGAAUUCACGUGGUUCUGGUGAUGGAAAUUCUAGAGGAAAGACAUGGCCUAUUUUUAUAGAUGCCUGUUUAAUCUGGGAGAACUGAAUGUAUACUCUAUGUGGCAAAAAUAUAUACAUACACAAAUAUGUACAGUGAUAAUAGAGCUAUUCUUGCGAAUACAGGACUGUAGUUUGUAUUUCCUUCUUUCUGUCAUGUAGCAGCACAGAUAUGCAGAAAGAUUUUUUUUCUCAACUGCAAUCCAAGUUGGGUCCUGGGUUUGGCUGUCACAUGUCACUAAGUUGCAUUAAAUCCUUUUUUCUCCCCACAAGGAUAUGGAAAGGGGGCAAAAUUCAUGCUGUGGUGCUACUACUCUUUCUGUUGGUUUUGGCCUCCUGUUGCAAUUACAGGAACCACAUGGACCCUAAUUGGUUGUCUGGAGAUGAGACUAAAACAUAAAAAAUCCCCUAAACUAAACCAAAUGUGCUCACUUAGAAAUUCCCAGGGGUGAUAGAAGUGAUAAUGAUGAAUUUGCUGCAGGGACAUAACAUAUGUCUAGGGGCUUUUUCCUUCAGGACAGGGUUGGGACAGGCUGAAGGCCAGGCUCUCACACCCAGCAGGCAGCUGCCACCACUGCCCUCAGGUGUUCAUCCUUGUGCCAAGGCUGCUGGAAGUGGCAGCAGCUGCUCUCCCAGGGGUUGUGGACCCCCAGCUCACUGUCAGCCCUGCCACCAAGGGUUAGCAUGGCUCCAGAAGCACCCAGCUGCUGCAAACUCCUGGUGCUGAAGGCACAUUCUGCAGGUCCUAAUGCAGCCUGGAACCAGAAGGAAAUUUGAGUUGCAUCAAACGUCCAUCAACAGCUGUUUUCAGCUUCUCAGGUACAAAGGACCAAAUGUAAUACUUAAUGUUUCCUAACUCAUUGUACAAAAGGGUAUUUUAUU
Molecule: messenger RNA, 4881 nt
Organism: Cinclus cinclus
Lineage: Eukaryota; Metazoa; Chordata; Aves; Passeriformes; Cinclidae
Gene: WASHC4
Product: WASH complex subunit 4
Exons: 34
Coding region: 1-3519 (1172 amino acids)
Biological process (GO): endosome organization; endosomal transport
Cellular component (GO): endosome; WASH complex
Source: RefSeq, a predicted model, not a curated record